UGGCGGCCACCGACCCUUAUUUACUGAAGUCAAAAUGGCUGCCCUUCGGCUUUUCACACGCUCCAGACCUUUAAUGAUUAUUAUACAAGAUUCUGGUCAAUUUAAAUCGUUAAAUAAUACUUUACCGAAUAUCUUUCAGGUGCAUAAAAGAUGGGGAAGCUAUAGAACAGCUCCUAAAUGUCAAGAUCCUGCGCAAUAUACAGAUUAUGAGGUAACAAAGGAUCCAGAGGAAUGGAAAUAUGUAGAAUCUCUGCUUAAACAUAAAACCAUACCUGUCCCUUCUUUUGAAAAGAAAGAGUAUCCAUCGGGAUGGAAACCACCUGUUUCAAACCCAGGGGAUUACCCUUACUAUAUACCCAGGACAAAAAAUUAUAUGCAACCUAUUUAUCUUGAGAUUACGUUCCGAGGAACACGACGGGUAACUGUACUUCGCAAAAUUCAGGGAGAUAUUUGGAAACUGAAAUCUGAAUUAACAAAAUAUUUACACGUAAAUACGAAUAAACCAAUUGGUGUACGAGUAAAUGAACUUAUAGGGGAAAUUCGAUUCAGAGGAGAUUAUGUGACUCUCGUUAAAAACUGGUUAGAUGAAAAGGGAUUUUAAAUUCUUUAACAUUCAUCCUUACAAGCAUUUGUUACAAAUAUAUAACGCACGUCCUGUUAUCACGAUAGUUUUAUUACAAGGUAAAAAUAAAUAAUGGAAACAUUAAUUUAUAUUUUUAAGUAUUUGGCAUUUAAUAUUUAUUUUCCAAAUAUUGUUAAAUAGUAACGCGAAACUUUAAAAAUGUGAAUUUUAUUUUAAUAGUAAAAAAUCAACACCUUUUUUGUAAAAAUAUGCAUUAUAUUUAAAAUUAAAUUUCUCACAAACUAGUAUAGAGAAUGAAUCGUGGGUGUAACAACUGAUUAAAAUGAAGGUGUUACAAUGUAUUUAUACUUUAUAUUCUUGUCUUGAUGCUUAAUAAAUUAUGAAUUGUGAUA
Messenger RNA from Osmia lignaria (orchard mason bee), 975 nucleotides. It is a transcript of the gene mRpL49, whose product is annotated as mitochondrial ribosomal protein L49. NCBI's taxonomy places the organism in Eukaryota, Metazoa, Arthropoda, Insecta, Hymenoptera, Megachilidae. The record is from RefSeq and is a predicted model, not a curated record. Gene Ontology annotation, cellular component: ribosome; mitochondrial large ribosomal subunit. Gene Ontology annotation, biological process: translation. Gene Ontology annotation, molecular function: structural constituent of ribosome.